GCCUCUAUCCUAAUGUCCCUACCUGCCGACGCGAACCCCAUUCUGGACGGUAAUUCGCCAGCUGUCUUAACAAUCUUGGCAUGUUAAACUCAGCAAAAAUACGCCUGGCUCAAAAUCGGUUCAGUUCCUCUCAAUCUUGCACCACAAGGCGGUGACGGGGCGCCAAACGCUAAUCCAAAGGAUCAUCUACGUCAUCGGUUUUUCCUACGUUCAGCUCUUACUUGCGCAAGAAUUUUCUCCCAGAUUGAAGUGUUUGUGAAGUUCAUCUCCUUCUCCCGGCCAAUUCCUAACGGCCAAAUCUUUUCACACCUCCCGCUAUGGCUACAGGCUGGCCACAUUGGGCUGAGAUAUCGGGACUUCUUGCUUGGUCCCUGAUACUGGUUGUGACAUUAGGUAAUAUUCUACUCGGAAGCCAUCAACGCAGACAGAAUAAAACCUCCCCUACGACAACGGUGGAGAUCCCCCCCAAAAACUCCAGCAAAUCUCUCACUCUGCGCAUUCAGGAAAUUCCAACGAAUGUGACCCAAAACGAGCUCUUGAGCGAACUCGAAAAUCUAAGCCAUCGCAUUGGCGUCUCCAGAACAGGCGAUACGAAUGUCAUACAUCUCUCUUUAGUUAGGAGGGAUAAACGAGGCGCCUGUGCUACAGUCACAUUUCGAUCUCUUCCACAGCCAUUGGAAGAUAUCGAGAGGGAAUCCCGAAUCGUUCACCGAUAUGCGUAUGAUAUUAAGUUUCUUGGUAUCACCCCAGUCUAUGAAGGACAUGGACAAAGGGAUUCUAUAGUGGAUGUAAUCGCGGUCCCUGGUCUUGGAUCUCACCCGAUAGGAACGUGGAAAGCAUCUGGAAGCGAUGAUGUUUGGUUACGCGAUUUCCUUCCAAGCGACGUACCAGAUACCCGAGUUUUGCUGUACGGAUACGACACAGCGUUGGCUAAGAGCGACUCGAAACAGUCCAUUGUGGACCUAGCGAAGACGUUCUUGGAGCUCAUCAAAGCGUUCCGAAUCACUACUUCUACUAAUCAUCGACCGAUCAUAUUCAUUGGACACAGCUUGGGAGGAUUACUCGUGAAAGAAGCGCUUUCUUUGGCAAUUCAAGCUCAAGGUGAUUCAGAAUACACCAAUAUCUACAAAAGCUGCUAUGCUUUGCUCCUUUUUGGUGUGCCAAACCUCGGUAUGAGAAACGAUCAGUUAAGGUCAAUCGUCAAGGGCCAGCCAAAUAAAAGGCUCAUAGAUGACCUGGUUGUUGAUAAAGACUCGGAGCCUUCAUCGUUUCUAUCUAGUCUAUCUAGACGAUUCGCAGAUUGCUGUUUGAAUCAAGGCUUCGAGGUCAUAUCGUUUUAUGAGCGGAGCGAGAGUCCGACAGUUGUGCAAAAAACCGAUGGAACUUUGACCAGGUCGGGACCAAAACAAUUACUGGUCACAGAAGAAUCCGCAACUAGGACAGGGCUACCAGAUAUGUUCCAUCAGCAUAUACCUCUAGAUACUGAUCAUUCAGGCCUUGUGAAAUUUGAAAGUCGCUCUCAUGGUUCAUACGAGAUAGUCAUGCAAAAGAUCAAAAAAUAUGUAGCGGAAGCACCAGAGGCGAUUUCAAAACGAUUUAUUCCAAGACUUUCGCCUGCACAAGAACGAUGCUUAAAGCAUUUGGCCACAUUUCCCGUAUCAGAGGUCAGGGAUAGGAUCAGUGAUGCUGAAAAUGGAACUCUGCAGUGGGUAUCAUUAGAUCCGAAAAUCGACCAGUGGCAGAAAUCAGACGUAUCCGGCCUGCUGUGUAUUUAUGGCUCUCCAGGCCAAGGGAAGUCCGUUCUGUGCAAGAAUAUUCUUGAGAAACUUGAACAGAAGGUUCAAAGCAAGCAAGAAACAUCCUCGCACAAGAUUAUCUACUUCUUCUGCUCUGGCCAACUUGAUCCACGGUUUCAGAACGCGGAGACAAUCUUGAGGGCCUUGAUCGUGCAGCUUCUUUCCUCUCCGCAAAUGUUCACGCACUUGCCCCUGCAAUAUCAGAAGCGAGCAGAGUACUGGGAUACAGCACCGCUUGCAAGGUUAUGGGCCAUAUUUCACGACAUGAUUUCCGAUGAAUGUCAUCACGAGAUAUGUUGUCUCAUUGAUGGCUUGGACGAGUUCGAGAGUGGAAUAAUCGAUCUUCUCGAGCGAAUUCGAAGACUAUUUUCCUCUUUACCGGUUACAAAAAGACCCACGAUCAAGUUCUUGAUCGUUAGCAGGCAUAAGAAAAAUAUCUCUAAUGCUCUUGCCAAUAGCGAAACUCUAUAUCUGCGAGCUCGCUAUGAAGAUAUUCAACGCUUUAUAGGAGCCAAAUUGAAAGAGUUGGACAGUGCAUUGGAAAGAUUUAAGCCAGUGAUAGAGGAAAAGCUCGCUGCUAAAGCCGGUCCGACGUUUCUAUGGAUCUCGAUUGUUAUCAAGAGGAUAAAACGACUGGAUCUACCGAACCAGAAAAAAAUUAUACGAGAAAUCGAAGAUAGUCCUCCGGAAUUGGAUGAACUCUAUCAAAUAUUGGUAGAGGUUCUUUUGAAGGACGAGGAUACAGCUCGACUUCUGACUUGGGUCACAUUCGCACGCAAACCCUUAUCUCUCAUGGAACUAGAGACAGCUUUAGCUUUACGUCCAGAAAAGAACUGUCGGUGCACAAAAGACACCAAGGAAUAUCGAACAUAUCUGACUGAAAGAUCUGUAAAUAAAAGUGCAGGUCUUCUUCUGGAAGUCCGCGAUGGAAAGGUGUAUUUAAUACAUCAGUCACUAAAGGACUUUUUGUCAAAGGCAGACAAUCCUCUCUCGGCAUCAGAUUUUCUACAUGCAGAAAACCCUGAUACAUUUCUUGCUCGGGCUUGUAUCAGGUACUUAGAUUUUGAUGACUUUGAAUCAGCAGCGUUAGUUGCAAACAUCCGAGACAACCCUGAAAGAAGAGAAGAAAUAUCGCAGCAUACUCUCCUUGAAUAUGCAUCGCGGCACUGGUAUUCGCACGUUCGCAGCGAUGGCGAUGCCUCUCUACUAUCUUCAGAGUUCAGCGGAAUUCUCUGGCAUGAAAAUUUUCGAGCCCAACUUUGGUUCACGGUAGCUUCUGGUCAGCGAACAGAAUAUACGACACGAGGUUCUGUUGCAAUCGAACUAGAUAUUGAUUGGCUUGCUCGAUUUAUUUUUCAUGACGAAAAGGACGCAGUGAAAAAGGAUCUCCCAGUGGACUGCCUUACAACCGUGGUAGCAAAAGGGGGCCAGGUGUUGAAGGCUUUACUGGACUAUGGCGAGCCAUAUCUAUCUGGCGUCACAGAGGAAGUGAUGAAGGCAGCAGCACAGAAUAUUAACGGUGAAAGGGUCAUGACACUGCUACUAAAUCGACUAGGAAAUGAUAUUCAGAUCACAGAAGAAGUGGUGAGGGAAGCAGCAAUGAAUUCUAAUGAAGCCACAAUGACACUGUUAAUGGAUCGAAUGGGAGAUGAUAUUCAGAUCACUGAACGAGUGGUAGAGGCAGCAGCAUGGAAUUUUAAUGGUGAAUCUAUGGCGCUGCUCCUUGAUCGACGAGGAGACGAUGUCCAGAUUACGCAAAAGGUGGUAGAGGCAGCAGCACAGAACUGGAAUGGCAAAAGGGCUAUGACGAUACUGCUUAACCGACGAGGGAAUGAUAUUCAGAUCACCCAAGAGGUGGUGGAAGCAGCAGCAUUAAAUUACAAUGGUGAAGUUAUGGCGGUGCUGCUGGGUCAACGGGCGAAUGAGAUUGAGCUCACAGAAGAGUUAACAGCAUGGAUUGCCUCAAGGUUUGAUGUGGAGGUUAUGACACUUCUCCUAGACCGGCGAGGGGACGACGUUCAGAUCACCGAUAAGGUGGUGAAGGCGUCCAUAAUGAAUCGUUAUGGCAAAGAAGUCCUAGAGUUGCUGUUAGAUCGACGAGGAGAUGAUAUUCGUAUCACAGAAGAGUUUGUAAAAGCAGCUGCAUCGAAGUUUUAUACCGGUGGAGUUAUGGCGUUGUUAUUGGAUCGACGAGGGGAUGAAAUUCAGAUUACGGAAGAGUUAACGGCAUUAAUGGCCGAGAGAUCUAGCGUGGAGGCUAUGUCGAUGCUUCUAUAUCGACGAGGGGAUGAUCUACAAAUUACAGAAAAGGUGCUGGUGUCGGCAGCAAGGAAUUAUGACGAAAACGUUGUGGCACUACUGCUGGAUCAACAAGAUGAUAUUCAGAUCACGGAGGAGGUGGUUAAGGCAGCGGCAGGGAAUCGUAAUGGAGCGAUUAUGACGAUGCUUCUAGAUCGACUGGGAGAUGAUUUCCAGAUCACAGAGGAAGUGCUGAAGGCAGUAGAAGGGAAUUGGAGCGAUGGCAGCGUUAUGAGGCGGCUACUGGGUCGGCGAGGAGAUGUUCAAUGUACGGAAGAUGUGAUUGAGACAACAGUCACAGCCGAUGAGAAGCAUGUACUCUAAUCUGAGGAAGAUGCGAGGGAACUCAAAGCUCGAGAUUUACUGCAUGUCAAAUGGUUAAUUUCCUACAUUGAUCGAUGCGAUAUUUUGGGAUUACGCUGUUGCGCUGGUGUUAUAUCUCGCCGAAAUGGCUUUGAUUUUCCUGCUCCGUUUCCACUCG
Molecule: messenger RNA, 4575 nt
Organism: Hyaloscypha bicolor E
Lineage: Eukaryota; Fungi; Ascomycota; Leotiomycetes; Helotiales; Hyaloscyphaceae
Exons: 6
Coding region: 318-4418 (1366 amino acids)
Source: RefSeq, a predicted model, not a curated record